AUGUAUCAAUCGGCCUGCCACGCCGCGGCCGGAGGUUGUUCGACGCAGGAACGGAACGACCGGGAUGGGUUGAUAACGCACGAAUCGGCGGUGGCCCCGGUCGAGCACGAUUACAGUGGGUUUGACAUCGUGAAGGCCACCCAGUAUGGGGCGAUUGGCCGGGUGAAGGAGCUGAUCGAGGCCGGAUGGGACGUGAACCAGCCGGACAGUGAAACGGUCACGCUGCUGCACUGGGCGGCGAUCAACAACCGGAAGGACAUUAUCAAAUACUUUUUGGAUAAGGGAGCGAUCGUGGACGCGGUCGGGGGAGAACUGAACGCGACACCGCUGCAUUGGGCCACCCGGCAGGGUCAUUUGGGAGCGGUUGUAUUGUUGCUGGCUGCCGGAGCCGAUCCAAGUCUACGGGACGCCGAAGGUUGUUCCUGCAUUCACCUGGCGGCCCAAUUUGGCCACACGGCACUCGUCGCGUACUUUAUCGCCCGUGGCGUCAAUCCAGAUCUGCAAGAUCGCGGCGGAAUGACCGCCCUCAUGUGGGCCGCCUGGAAGAUCUCAGCCCUGGAUCCGGUACGGCUCCUGUUAACCCUCGGCGCAAAUCCGAGCCUCGCUGACCACACCCACGGAAACACGGCCCUGCACUGGGCCAUCCUAGCCCGGAACGCGACCGCCGUCAGCACGCUCAUCCUUAAAGGCAAAGCCAGCCUGGAAAUACCAAAUCUCCGCGGGGACACUCCCCUCACGAUGCUGCAGCCCCAUCUCGGCUCCAUCUGGAUAGGCUCGAAAGUGUCGGAAAAGGUUCGCGAACUCACCCAGCAAUCCCAGCGUCGGAACAUCAUCGUCCGCAUGACGCACGACAAACGACUCCGCUGGUGGAGCAUGAUCGCCACUCCUUUCCUCGUCUUCUACCUUGCCGGACUGAUCUUCUGCGCCGAGACCCUAAUCAUCAUUAAAAUCUUCCUGCUCGGAUGUCUGUACGCGCUGUCCCACACCGUUGGCCAAACCCUGUUCGACGAGACGCUGAUGGCGCUGCUCCCGCUGAGCGUUUACAUGGCCACCAAGGCGUGGUUCUACGUCACCUGGUUGACGUACAUUGCGCCGACGGUGUCCUUUCUGGCAUCCGUUUCCUUCCUGACGUGCAGCGCCGGGUUGUGGGUGUGUUUCCUCAAGUCGUGGCGAGGCGACCCGGGCGUCAUUCAGCCGACGCAGGAGCAGAGAUUUAGGACCAUCGUCGAGCUAUCGGAGCGCGGUGGCGGCGGCUUCGAACCGUCCGCCUUCUGUUCGGCCUGCCUCGUGCGGCGACCCGUCCGCUCCAAGCACUGUUCCGUGUGCGACCGGUGCGUGGCCCGGUUCGACCAUCACUGCCCCUGGGUGGGAAACUGCAUCGGCUCCAAGAAUCACAAGUACUUUAUGGGAUUCCUGUGGAUGCUGCUAACGAUGUGCUGCUGGAUGCUGUACGGCGGCGCCAACUUCUACGUCCAGGCCUGCAACGUCAACAUGGAUGAAGGUCUGUGGAGCGCGAUGGUCGCCAUCGGGUCGUGCAACCCGUGGGUCGGCUGGGUGAUGGCCAACGCCCUGCUGCACAUGUCCUGGGUGACGGUGCUGACGAUCUGCCAGACGUACCAGGUGGUGUGCCUCGGUAUGACGACGAACGAGCGCAUGAACCGCGGCCGCUACCGGCACUUCCAGGCCAAGGGCGGCAAGAGUCCGUUCACGCGCGGUCCCGUCCGGAAUCUGUUUGAUUUCCUGGAGUGCAGCUGCUUCGGGCUCGUUCAACCGCUGCAAACCGACUGGAUGCAGUACUUUGACUUUGACAAAUCGGUCGAGCACGAACCGCUGCUCCGGCCGGACAACUUUCAGUACGUCUGAGUGCGUCAGCGGGGGGAACCGGAGGCGCAAGGGGAAGACUCGAUGCCGGCCGCUGGAGGACGAGAUGAGGCGGCUGGCGGUGCAGGCGAUGCUGCGAACCGGGGCGAAAAACAAGCUGAUUUGAGGACGGUGACGACGGUUGACGGUAAGGUGGAAAUUACGAUGGUCUGAAGACCCCGUUUUAAAGCGAGUAGGACGAAUUCCGUUGAUUCCGAACGAAGAAAAGGCUUUAGCUAGGCAUGGUAAGGACUAAAAUGUGGUAGAAUUGUGCUUAAUACGUACUUGCGCGUGUGUGUAAAGAAGGUUGGGUUUGGUAGAGAGCCACUCGAUCAACAUAAGGGUUAAAAAGACACAAAUAUUAUAUAUAUUUGGUAUAUAUAGAAACAAAGAAGAAAAAACAUUCAUUACCACAGCGGUGUUAGGGACAGCGAAAGAGAAGAUUAAGCAAUAGAUUGUACCCCCUCCCUUUCCACCCCCUUCAUUACUUAGAUAGAAUUGUAAAAGUUUCCCAAAAACUAGUUCGUACGAUAUAAAUGAGUGUUGUUGAUUAAGGUCGAAAUCGCGU
Culex quinquefasciatus (southern house mosquito) is the source of this 2428-nucleotide messenger RNA. RefSeq names its product palmitoyltransferase Hip14 (gene Hip14). The transcript is spliced from 4 exons. Gene Ontology annotation, cellular component: Golgi membrane. The coding region runs from base 1 to 1863 and encodes 620 amino acids. Gene Ontology annotation, molecular function: protein binding; palmitoyltransferase activity. The record is from RefSeq and is a predicted model, not a curated record. NCBI's taxonomy places the organism in Eukaryota, Metazoa, Arthropoda, Insecta, Diptera, Culicidae. Gene Ontology annotation, biological process: protein palmitoylation.